This is a messenger RNA of Melopsittacus undulatus (budgerigar), 1810 nucleotides long. RefSeq names its product PR/SET domain 11 (gene PRDM11). Gene Ontology annotation, biological process: regulation of transcription by RNA polymerase II. Lineage: Eukaryota; Metazoa; Chordata; Aves; Psittaciformes; Psittaculidae. Gene Ontology annotation, cellular component: nucleus. The coding region runs from base 1 to 1014 and encodes 337 amino acids. The record is from RefSeq and is a predicted model, not a curated record. Gene Ontology annotation, molecular function: DNA-binding transcription factor activity, RNA polymerase II-specific; RNA polymerase II cis-regulatory region sequence-specific DNA binding. The transcript has 2 exons.
AUGUUCAACCCAAGGAACAUGGCUGAACGAAAGAGGAAGCCCAAGUUUUCCAAGGAAGAACUGGACAUUCUGGUCACUGAGGUGACCCGAAAUGAAGCCAUGCUGUUUGGGAGGGAGACAAUGCGUCUAUCCCAUGCUGACAGGGACAAGAUCUGGGAAAGCAUAGCCAGGCAGAUCACAUCAGUCAGCCAGGUGCCCAGGUCUGUGAAAGAUAUUAAACACAGAUGGGACGACAUGAAGAGAAGGACCAAGGACAAACUGGCCUUCAUGCAGAGGUCCCUGUCCAGCCCUGGCAGCACGGGGCGGCCCUCGGCCAUCGUCCUGACUGCCCACGAGAGAGCCAUCGAGUCCACACUGCAUUCGACACGCCAGAGGCACGGCUUCCGGAGAGCGGAUCUGGACGUGGUUGACAGCCCGUCAACAAGCUCUGAUGAAGAUGAAGAGAUGCCAGGCACUUCUCAGGGACACUGCUUCUCAUCGCUGCAGAGGGCCAGUGCAGGAGCCAACCAGCCCUCCAGGCCCUCCUUUCUCCACACUUCAUCCUCCUCGGAGCAGUCAGAAGCCACCAGGCAAAGGCAGGAGCUGCACUGUCCAUCCCCACACACCACCUCGUCCUGCAGACCCCCGCGCUCCUGCACAAAGAGCCCUCCCCUCUCCAGCUUCGACCGUCAGCUUCUCCAUUCCCACAUGCAGCAAACAGAGCUGUUCAGGCAGUUCUGCCAGGAGCUGGUGGCUGUUCACAGGGACAUGGCAGACAGCAUGCAUGUCAUCGCUCAGAGCAUGGCUGACCUCACCAGCCAGGUUGGCCAGUUGUGCCAGACCCUGUCAGAAAUCCGUGAUGGGGUCCAGGCUUUCCAUAGGAUGCAGGAUCCUAGUGUCGUGCAGGGCUCUCCUCCUCAAGCAGCUUGCUCAAAACAGCCCCCUGAGCCCAGUGCAGAGUCUAACCAAAACACCCCAAAACAGACCCCUCCUGCACGGAUUACCAGGUCACGGAAGAGAAAAUGCCAUCUUUAGUUUGCAUCAUAUAAAGUAAAGAAGGGUGCCCCUUCCUCGAGCUGCUGCAUGUUCAUGUGGCCUCUCCAUCUGUAUCAGUACUCUGUGGGGAAGGUCAGCAGCUACCCCAGCCAGUCCAUCCCCCUGCUAGCUAACAGCAGUAUGAAUUGUGGCAGCUGAAUAGUAGGGCUGGCCCUCUGCAAUGGCAAAGAGGAAUCCGUAAUCUUAUAGAGCUUGGAAUGUAGGACAUCAUUCUAUUCAUAGAUAUUAGGAGUUUUUGCUGGGCUCCCUAUGCUUUGAAUGCUCUAUAAACUAAGAGAUACAAUAGGAAUCAUUGUCUUGAUCUCUUCUUGUGCCUGUGAAAUGUUAUUUACUGAGACAGUGUAUUACAGAGCUCUCUUUACAAGCAACCAACAAAUAUGCCCUACUACUGCCUUCCCAUCAUCUUCCUGCAAAUUAUUAUGUGUAGUGUGCAGAGUCACAUCCUUAUGGCUCUAGAGACUCUUACUGUCAUUAUUACCAGCAGGAAUGGAUAAUCCAGGGCUUACUGUGAUUUAGGAAUAGGUUUGGGGAGAAAGAUAUAAAGCAGAGCUUGUGCAAGGAAGGGAAGGAAACACAAUGCUGAGGCCAGAAGGACAGGUCUGAGCACUGUGUGGUUUUAGAUUGCUCAGAAGGGCUGCAAUGGCAUGUGCCUGGAUCCUGCAGUGCCACAUACACUUCCAUCAGAGAGUUUAACCUUUGUCUGCUCCAGUCUAAAACCCCUACCUGCAGUUACUUAUAAUGUGACAGCAUUUAAAGGUAAUUGUACCGUAUUAUU